Molecule: messenger RNA, 252 nt
Organism: Enterospora canceri
Lineage: Eukaryota; Fungi; Microsporidia; Enterocytozoonidae
Source: the annotation of a GenBank genome assembly
AUGAUUCCUGAAGAGGAAGGAGACGUUGUACGUGAAACCCAUCGAGUGGCUGAGCUCCUUGAACACAGCGUGCCCGUCUUGCAUGUCUGGCACCUCCUCAAGCCAGAUUCCCAGUUUAUUGAACGUUUUUCUUGCAUCAACUCUUAUGCCAUUGACCUUCACAUUCCUGAAUUUGUUAGUCAGAAAAUAGAAAAGCAGAUUCUCAAAGAUAUAAGUCGAUUUCCUGUCAUUCUUCACGCUCAGAAUGUAUGA